This is a messenger RNA of Carica papaya (papaya), 3462 nucleotides long. The record is from RefSeq and is a predicted model, not a curated record. Lineage: Eukaryota; Viridiplantae; Streptophyta; Magnoliopsida; Brassicales; Caricaceae.
AUGGCGAGUCCUUAUUCAGGGAGACUCGCGAUCACGCCGACCAGUGUCAAGGGUUUGUCCAUAACGCCUGGAUCUAGGGUUUUACUCACUGACGACGAUAUCUGGAAGCGGCUCAAGGAGGCUGGAUUUGAUGAGGAAUCGAUCAAGAAGAGAGAUAAGGCUGCUCUCAUCGCCUUUGCAAGCAGAAGCUGUCGUGAUCAUCGUACUGCAGAGAGAAAACUGCUGGAAGUUGAAAGGCGUGAAGAUGAUCUUAAGAUACGCAUCAAAUCUUUUAAGUCUGAAUGUGAUGCAAAAGAGAAAGAGCUGAUGCUUGAGAGGCAAUCUUUAAGUGAAAGGCAGAAGAUAUUGCAGCAAGAACAUGAAAGAUUGCUUGAUUCACAAACUUCACUGAACCAAAGAGAGGAUUACAUCUUCAAUAGAUCUCAAGAGCUAACUCAGCUCGAAAAGGAUUUAGAAACUGCAAGAUCAGGUGUCGAGGAAGAACGUAGAGUCCUGAAGGAGGAGAAAUCCAACUUGGAGCUAACUAGGGUUUCCCUGUCCAAAAGAGAAGAGGUUGUCAUUGAAAGGGAGGUUUUGCUGCAUAAAAAGGAGCAGGAGCUGCUUGUUUCGCAGGAAAAACUUGCAAGCAAGGAAUCUGAUGAAAUGCAAAAGAUUAUUGCUAAUCAAGAAACAAUUUUGAGGAAAAGAAAAUCUGAAUUGGAGGCUGAACUGGAGAUCAAGCGGAAAUUGGUUGAAGAUGAAAUUGAGACCAAGAGACGGGCUUGGGAGUUGAGAGAGGUCGAUCUUAGUCAGGGGGAGGACUUACUUAAUGAAAAAGAGCAUGAGUUGGAACUUCAAUCAAUGGCAUUAGCAGAUAAGGAGAAGGAUGUAGCAGAGAGGUCAAAUCUUCUUGAUGAGAGAGAAAAAGCUCUGACUGCUUCUGAGAAAGAGAUUGAACAGAAGAGAGCCAUUCUACAAAAGGAGAAGGAAGAGAUCAACAAAAUGAAGGUAGAUGUUACGAAGACAUUGGACUCCCUCGAAGACAAAAGGAAGCAAGUUGAUCAUGCGAAGCAGAAGCUGGAGACCAUGAAGAGUGAGACAAAUGAAUUGUCAGUUCUAGAGGUGAAACUCAAGGAAGAACUAGAUUCAGUCAGGGCUCAGAAACUAGAAUUGAUGGCUGAAGCAGACAAAUUGAAGGUUGAGAAGGCAAAGUUUGAAGCUGAAUGGGAACUCAUUGAUGAAAAACAGGAAGAAUUAAGAAAGAUAGCAGAACAUGUUGCUCAGGAGAGGGACUCUCUUUCAAAGUUUCUGAGGGAUGAACGUGAGAGCUUGAGAGAAGAGAAAGAUGCACUGCGAGAUCAGCAUAACCAUGCCUUAGAAACAUUGAACCAUGAGCAUGAAGAGUUCAUGAGGAAGAUGGUGCAUGAACGCUCUGAGUGGUUUAGCAAGAUUCAGCAAGAGCGUGCUGAUUUCUUGUUGGGCAUUGAGAUGCAGAAGAGGGAUCUGGAGAAUUGCAUUGAGAAAAGACGUGAUGAAUUGGAGAGUAACUUCAAGGAAAGAGAGAAAACAUUUGAGCUAGAAAAGAAAAGUGAACUUCAGCAUAUUAGCACUCUCAAAGAAAGGGCAGAGAAAGAGUUGGAACAGGUUUCGUUAGAAAUGAAAAGACUUGAUGCAGAGAGGAUGGAGAUCAAAUUGGAUCGUGAGCGAAGGGACAGGGAAUGGGCAGAGCUAAAUCAUUCAAUUGAAGAACUCAAGGUGCAAAGGCAGAAAUUGGAGAAACAGAGGGAAUUAUUGCAUGCUGAUAGAGAGGUGAUCCACUCUGAGGUUGAAGAGCUCAUGAAGAUGGAGGACUUGAAAGCUGCCUUAGAUAAUAUGGCUAUGGUAAAAAUGCAACAGUCCAAUGUGGAGAACAGCCAGCUGAAAGUUUCAGGAGAUAGAUAUUUGAAGCAGCACAAUAUUAUGCAAGAUGCUGAUUUGGAGUCUCAUAAAGAAAAAGAUGUUGCCAACGGAUGUGGUGGUUCCGACUCGUCUAUGCAAAAGCCUGUUGGUUAUUCUCCCAUGAGCUCAGCUCGUUUCUCAUGGAUCAAACGAUGUACUGAAUUGAUAUUCAAGCAUUCUCCUGACAAAUCCCUAAUGAAGGAUGAUUUUGGAGAAUCUAAAAGGACGGUGGAUGUUGUUCCUGAUGGUGAGGCAGAGAUCAAGGCUCCUAUAAAAGGAUCUACUAAAUUAAUUGCUCAACAAGCACUUGUGGCAGGGCGGAAAAGAAGAGUUAAUAACUUUUCUGUUGGUAACUCUGUUAAUUCACAACUAGUGCACAUGCAGAGCAAGUACAAGAAGAGAAAGCAACUGAAUGAACCUCUUGUAAAGUUAUCAGAAGAGGCCAGUACAGAAAGGGUAAUUUUAACCAUUCCCAAUGAGCCAGAGGAUAAGCAUGAACUGCUAUCAACUAGUCAAACUCAGGGAGAUGCUGGAGAGACCAGUCUAUUUACAGAUAGAAUUGUGAAGAUUUCAUCAGUGGUUAAUGAAAAUGCUGGCUCUGGCAGUCUUGUGAACAAAGAAAAAGUACAGCUGCAAAGUACUGUAUCACAACUGGAAAAGGAUGUUCUCCAUGGUGACAUAAAAAGUCAUGAGACUUCUGCAUGUGCAGAGCCACAAGAGGAAGUGUGUUUGAGAAAUGUUGGUCAACCUACUGAAGACAUUCAGUUGCAAGAAUAAUUCUUGAACGGAGACACCGUGGUCAUGAUGUCUCGUAUCAGGUGACAGAUAGGAGGUGACUGGAAAAUUUAAGGACAAGGUCAUUGAAAUAGAGUCUUGGCUAAUCAUAACAACCAAGUAUAGUUUAUUGCCUGCAGUUUUAGACAGGUAUGCAAAGACGUAGCUGUUCCUCCAGAAUUAGUCUUAUCUCUCUGGGUUCGUAAAUCAAUAACGAUCAAGCAGCCUACUAAUUAGGAUUGUGAAGAAAAAGCAGCAGCAUAUAUUAAUUACAAUUUUCUCACAUCUCUAUUUUCUUGCAGAAGCUUGGUGGCUUGUUGUGUUGGGGGAUCCCUACUACGUACAUGGCUCAUUUCUUUUAUGAGAUCUUUAGAAACUUGUAAAUGAUAUUUGGGGUAACGGCCAUCUCCUUUUCUGGUGGGUUUUGAUUGUUGUAGGCUAACUUGGAUAGGUAGUUUGGUGUUGCGUCUUUUGUUAGAUUGAAGAAGUAGAAUCUGGUUUGGCAUAUAGGUUUGUAUUAUUGGUGAAUAUUAGGGCAAAUAUUUGUGGAGAUUUUAACUGUGUAAACUUGGUACUGGAAAGAUAUGGAAUUUAGUAAAGAGUGCUCGGUAUUAGUCGUUAACCUUGAGCUAGAUACAUACCAAGGCCUUGCUGAUUUUGGAAGUGUGGCAUUGACUUGAAUCUUUGUGAAAGUCAGUGCAUGUAAUUGCGAGGAUCAUGCAUCUGUUGGUGUAAUGUUUCUGAAGUAUAUACUGCAACCAUCAUCUUGUA